GAGGAGGGGGGAGAGACAGGAGGAGGAGAGAGACACAGGAGGAGGAGGAGGGGGGAGAGACAGGAGGAGGAGGUGGGGGAGAGACAGGAGGAGGAGGAGGUUCUGAGACGCAGGGGAAACGUCAAGGAUCGUGGAGCAAAACGUUGGAUUUGUCAACUCGGAGCGCAUCUCCUCGACAGAGGCUGCAACGUCUCUCCGCCACCCACCGCCCUCACCUCCUCACCCACCGCGCUCACCUCCUCACUCCUCGCCCUCACCUGUGCGGUUCUCCUGCCACACGCCGGGAUGCGGCGCGGGUCCUUGCUCCUCGGCUUGGCCGUCGGACUCCUCGCCGCUGCCGCCUGCCUGUGCGGCGGUGCGUCCCUGGAGGAGACGGAGCGGGCGCGAGCGCGAUGGCGGCGGGAGGAACGCGACACGCUGCAGGACGACGAGGACAUGCUCAUGGACGCCUCCGGAGACGACUCGAGUGGGGAAGGAAGUGGUGACGAAAAGACAUCAAUGCCAGUUGUGUACCGCGUGAACAUCAACUUCACGAGCUCGAUUGCGUAUGACGAGCGCAUGGAGAACUACGAGUCGGAGGAGUUCCAGGAGGUGUCCCGGGCCGUCAUCGACGCCCUGGAGUCCGAGUUCGCGAACGUCGCGGGGGAGCAAAUCGUGACGGUCGUGCUCAUCCGGCUGGUGUUUGGUCACGUGAUGGUGGACGUGGACGUGCAGUCGGAGGGCAACGCGGACGAGGCGCAGGUGGCGGCCGUGCUGUGGCGCGCCGUGCGUGCCGGCGACGUCGCCAACUACCGCGUCUCCACGCAGGGCUACAGCUUCCGGCGCAUCGGUCAUGACGACGAACCGACCCUGCCUCCGUCCGACACCCCGUGGACCCCCACGGAGGCCCCGCGUGCGUGUGGGCCGGAGGAGUUUGCAUGCGGCUCGGGUGAGUGCAUCCCCCUCGACUACGCGUGUGACCGCCGCAUGGACUGCGAGGAUGACUCGGACGAGAGCAACUGUGCCAUCACGGCAGAGCCCACCCCCCCUCCCGCCGUCGUGCUGCCCCCGGCUGUUGUACCCGGCCUUCCCGAGCACCCUCCUAGCCGGCCCGUCGUCAGGCCCGUCGUCACGCCCCCUCCGCCGCCGUCGCCGCCGACGCCGCCGCCUCCGCCGCCUCCGCCGCUGACGCCUCCACCGCCUCCGCCGCCGACGCGCCCCCAGGUCCCCCACACCGCGGCACCCGUGCCGCCCCCCUCGGUCGCUCGCCCGUGCCGCGUCGAGGAGGCGGUUUGCGGCAAUGGGCAGUGCGUUCCGCGGGACUACCUGUGCGACGGGGAGAAGGACUGCACCGACGGGAGCGACGAGAUGGCCUGCGCCACCGCCUCCCCGUGCGAACCCAACGAGUUCCGGUGCCAGAACGGACGCUGCGCGCUCAAGCUGUGGCGCUGCGACGGAGACAACGACUGUGGGGACAACUCGGACGAGGACGUCUGCCCGACGCGGGGCCCGUAUGACCGCUGUGCCCCGGAGCAGUUCUCGUGCGCGUCGCGCGACCAGUGCAUCCCGGCGAGCUACCAGUGCGACGAGGAGCGCGACUGCCGCGACGGCUCCGACGAGAACGACUGCCGCCCCCCGCAGGUGGUGACGCCGCCGGCGGACAUGGUGAUGGUGUCGCGGGGGGACUCGGUGACGCUCACCUGCGAGGCCGUGGGGGUGCCCACGCCGCUCAUCACCUGGAGGCUCAACUGGGGGCACGUGCCCGCCAGCAGCCGGGUGUCGAUGAGCUCGGAGAACGGGCAGGGCGUGCUGGUGCUGCGUGACGUCAAAGACUCGGACCAGGGCGCCUACACGUGCGAGGCCAUCAACGCCAAGGGCAUGAUCUUCGGCAUCCCCGACGCCGUGCUCGUCGUCAAGGGCGACACCGGCCCGUGCGGGGAGGGCCAGUACAACUCGGUGGCGAGGGAGCGUGCCGAGUGUCUCCGCUGCUUCUGCUUCGGCGUCACCAACGCCUGCGAGAGCACGCGGCGCCACCGCUCGCAGAUCACGCUGCGCUUCACCGAGCCCGACGACCAGAAGGGGGUGAACGUGACGAUGCGGAGCUCCAUGUCCCAGCCGCUGCUCGCCGCCACGCAGAUCAUGGUGGACGGAGAGAGCGGCUACUUCCAGCUCGUCGACCUCUCUCGACAUUUCCGCACCGUCGAGUCCUUCUGGGAGCUGCCCGGCCAGUUCCUGGGCAACAAGAUUGGCUCGUACGGCGGCUCCCUGCGCUUCAAGAUCCGCUACAGCGUGGGGCGCGUGAACCAGCUGAGCGUGCCGUCGCGGCCCGACGUGCUUCUCAAGGGGGGCGGCCGCACGCUCGCGUACCGCCCCCGCAGCGCCACGCAGGCGGGGGCCCACAACGACCUCUCCAUCCUCUUCAUCGAGGAGAACUGGCAGCACGAGGGCAGCGGUCGCGCCGUCACGCGGGAGGAGCUGCUCAUGACGCUCGUGAACCUGGAGGGGAUCCUCAUCAAGACCGUGUACGAUGACAAGAUGGUGAGCGUGGGCCUGGCCGACAUCGCCAUGGACACGGCCAUCACCACCACCACGAGCCUGGGCCCCGCAUACGCCGUCGAGGAGUGCAGGUGCCCCCCGGGCUACACGGGCCUAUCGUGCGAGCAGUGCGCUCCGGGAUUUUCGCGGGUCCACUCCGGCCUUUACCUGGGAACCUGCGCCGGCUGCAGCUGCCACGGCCACGCGACCGCGUGUGACGAGCGCACGGGCGAGUGUCUGAGCUGCCAGCACAACACGGAGGGGGCGCGCUGCGAUCGUUGCCGGGCGGGCUUCGUGGGGGACCCCACGCGCGGGACCCCCACCGACUGCCAGCCGUGCCCCUGCCCCUUCACGGGGCCCCCCAACCGGUUCUCCCAGACGUGCUUCCUGGACAGCGACGGGCGCCCGACGUGCGACGCCUGCGCCCCGGGAUACGUGGGGAGGCGCUGCGACCGCUGCGCGCCCGGCUACGAGGGAAACCCGACGUCGCACGGGGGGACCUGCCAGAGGGAGGAGGGUCAUUGUGACCGCCGGGGCAGCCUCUCUCUGCAGCCCAUCGGAGGGCAGUGUCUUUGCAAGCCGCACGUGGUAGGAUCCCGCUGUGACGAGUGUGAGGCCGGAGCGUUCCAUCUGAGUGACACGGGGCCCAACGGCUGCCUCAGCUGCUUCUGCAUGGGCCUCACGCGGCAAUGCACCAGCUCCUCCUGGAGCCGCGACGUGGUGCGAGCGGACUUCUCGGCGAGGGAGCAGCCCCUGUACCAGCUGACGGAGCUGGCCAGCGGGCGCACCUUCCGCGACGAGCUGGUGUUCCGCGGCGACGCCAUCUUCGUCUACAGCUUCAACACGCUGCCCGCGACGCCGCUCUACUGGGCGCUGCCCGACCGCUUCCGCGGGGACAAGGUGACGGCGUACGGAGGGGAGCUGCGCGUCACCGUGCGCUACGAGGCGUCCCCCGGCGCGACGGCGCACGCCGCGCCGUCGCUGGCGGACGUGCUGCUGCAGGGCAACGACAUCUCGCUGGAGCACCGCCUCAACGCACCGCCGCAGCCUGGGGCCUCCACGCCGCUACGCAUCCCCAUGCGGGAGUCAUCAUGGCGACGGGCGGACGGGCAGCCCUGCUCGCGCGAGCACCUGCUCAUGGCGCUCGCAGAUGUCGCCGUCCUGCUCGUCCGGGCCACCUACACCGACAACACGCGCCAGGCUAGCAUCAAGGACAUGACCCUGGACGUCGCUGUUCCCAUGGAGACGGGGCUGGGCCGUGCCUACGAGGUGGAGGAGUGCAUCUGCCCCACCGGCUACCGCGGAACUUCCUGUCAGGACUGCGCUUUUGGCUUUACGCGCUCCGAGGUCGGCCUGUACCUGGGCAUGUGCGUGCGCUGCGACUGCCAGGGCCACUCCAACGACUGUGACGCGCAGUCUGGCCUCUGCCUGAGCUGCCAGCACAACACUGACGGGCCCCGGUGCGACCGCUGCAAGCCGGGCUUCUACGGAGACCCUUCCACGGGGGGCCCCGACGCCUGCAGACCCUGCCCCUGCCCCCCCAUCGGACAGAGCCCGGGGUCGUGCUACCGAGACUCGGACGGGCAGGCAACCUGCACCACUUGCCCACCAGGGCACACCGGCCGCUUCUGUGACAGGUGUGCGGAGGGAUAUUCUGGAAAUCCCCAAGCUGGCCAGCCCUGCACAGAGGGAUGCCACUGCGACCCCCGUGGCAGCGCCGGAGAUCAGUGCGACAGCCACAGGGGCUGCCAGUGCAAGGUGAACGUGGAGGGCCGUACGUGCGACACGUGCCGCCCCGGCACGUUCCACCUCCACGCCGACAACCCCGACGGCUGCCUCGCCUGCUUCUGCAUGGGCGUCACUGGGCAGUGCGCCAGCUCCGGCUACUACCGCCACACGAUCACGAUGGGGCUGCAGCCCGGGGGCGAGCACGGCUUUGCGCUGGUGAACCGUGCCCGCACCGCCGUCGUCACCGACGGGCUGCUGCUGGAGCGCGUGGCCCCGGGGCGCGUCACCGCUCCCGCCUUCGGCCAGCUGGCGCCGCACACGCACUACUGGCGGCUGCCGCCCGUCUUCACGUCCGACAAGAGGGAGAGAGAGUUUGCCCGCAUUCGCCGAGCUCACAAGAAGGAGAUGGCGACAAUGACCGAAGACGAGCUGCGCCGUGACGCCUCCGCGUGGCAGCACCUGGCCUCCUUCGUGGCACCUUCCAGGGUCAAAAGGUCACAGGGCUCGGACAUGACCGAUGAGCAGCUUCGGAUCGACUCCGACGUGUGGAGCCUCUUCCCGUCAUUCUUCCGGCCGCACCAUCCCGCGGCCGAGAGCCCCCUCCCCGGGGCUCCCGGCCUCGCCAACGCCCUUCCCGAGGCCCUCCCCGACGAUGCCAACCCCAACACGAUCCCCAACGAGCCACCCGGCGCUCCCCCGCACCGGCACGCCCAGGGGGGCGGCCGUCGCGGCGGGAACGGCGGCGGCGGCGGCAAUGGCGCCGCAUUCGAGGAUAAUAAUUUCCGCGAUCUUUUCCCGGUUUUCUCGGACGCCGGCUCCGGUUGGCCGGAGGAUUUCCCGGCUCGGCGUGGACGGGAGUCGGGGGGCAGGGCGCCCCCCCCUCCCCCACGCAGGAUCCCCCUUAUUCUGCCGCCCCCCUUCCCGACGCCACCGCCCCCGUGGCGCUCGUCGUGGUCGUCGUCGUCCGGUUCCCCCGUGUCAACCAACAGUCGUCGCACGCAGCUGCAGAGCAAGACGCACGUGGGGCAGUUUCCCUCCCUCCUGGAGGCGGUCCCCCACUUCGACCCCCUGACCUCUCGGGGCAACAAGUCGUCCAAUGAGAUCGCGAGGGUCCACGAGCCCUUGACUCCACGGGGGGCUCGGCCGCACGAGGUGGCAAAGUAUGAGUUGGUCUACAGGGACUGGUCGCUGCUGCCUCGAGAUGAAGUCUUCUACUGGCGCCUGCCCGACUAUAUCUGCCCCCAGCAGGUGACGGCGUACGGAGGGAAGCUCCGUUACACGCUCUCCUACUCCGCCGGACCCCAGGGCUCCCCCAUUCCUGAUGCUGACCUACACAUUAUCGGCAACGACAUCACACUGUCGGCGUACCACCAGGAGCAGCUGCAGCCCGGGGAGACGCGCACCUUCGAGAUCCCCCUGCGGGAGUCGUACUGGCAGCGGCUGGACGGGCAGCCCGCGACGCGCGAGCACCUGCUGAUGGCGCUAGCGGACGUGGACGCGAUUCUCGUGCGCGCCUCCUUCUCCACGGACACGACGAGCGCCAGCAUCGGCGACGUGUCGCUCGACACGGCGGUGCCGGGCGACACGGGCGGGGCGCGCGCGCUCCAGGUGGAGGAGUGCAGCUGCCCCGCCGCCUACACCGGCCUCUCCUGCCAGGACUGCGCUCCGGGCUACACGCGCACGGGCGGAGGCCUCUACCUAGGCCUCUGUGAGAUGUGUGACUGCAACGGCCACACGGACAGCUGUGACCCGGAGACGGCGUCAUGCUCUAGCUGCCAGCACCACACGACGGGCAGCUCGUGUGAGCGUUGCGAGCCCGGUUACUACGGCGACGCCACCCAGGGUACCCCUGAGGACUGCCAACCCUGCGCCUGCCCGCUCAGUAGCCACGGCAACCAGUUCUCCCCGAGCUGUGAGGGAACCCCUGACGGGGGCUACCGCUGCACCGCGUGCCAGCCUGGGUACACGGGGCGCUACUGCGAUCAGUGCGCGCCCGGUUACCUGGGCAACCCCCGAACCCCGGGACAGCGGUGCGUCCUGGCAGACCGGACUCCGCUCUUGAUAAGGAUCGUGCCGGAUCGCAUCGUCGUGGCGACGGGAGAUGGAGUCACCCUGCGUUGCCAGGCAACCGGGGCCUCUCCUGUUCGGUACGACUGGGCCCGCGCCGAUGGGCAGGCCAUCUCUGAAAGGGGGCAGAUGAGACUGCAAGGCCAGGAGCUGUCGUUCCAGGACGUGCAGGCGUCGGAUGGCGGGGUCUACGUGUGCACGUGCCAGAGCCACACGGGCAGUAACUCCAGCCAGGCCACCAUCACCGUCACCGCACGCACGCGCCGGCCGAUCACGGUGCGAGUGGAGGAGCCGAUCGUGCGCGUCGUGCGGCCGGGAGGAACGGUCACCUUCAUCUGCACGGCCGUGAGCACGCUGCCCGCGUACACGCUGGUGUGGACGCGCGACAGCGACGGGAUGCUGCCCGCGCACGCCCAGGACUUCAACGGCAUCCUCACCAUCGUGGGCGCCCGCAGCACCGACGCCGGAUCCUACACCUGCACCGGCUCCAACAUGCUGGACAUGGACACGGGACGCGCGCUGCUGCACGUGGAAGUGAGCGCCGUGUCGCCCCCCCUUGUGGUGGUGGAGCCGGCGUCCCUGACGGUCGGGGUCGGGGAGAAGGCCGAGUUCAGGUGCUCGGCUUCGGGGAACCCGCAGCCCGUCGUGGAGUGGACGGGAGGCCCGGGCGGCUCCAUGGCGCUGGCCCCCGGGGUACGUGUGCUCGGCCCCAUGCUCACGAUCCCCGCGGCCCAGCGCGCCCACGAGGCCGAGUACGCGUGCCGCGCGCACAGCGCCGGCGGGCAAGCCGAGGGCCGCGCGGUGCUCUACGUCCGAGGCACGGGUAGCCCCCCUGUGGUGGAGGUGCACCCGUCGCACCUGGAGGCCGUCGAGGGAGAGAACGUGAAGCUCUACUGCCGCGCCACCGGGGACCCCAAGCCCACGCUGACCUGGCGCCGGCAGGACGGGGCCCUCCCCGCCGAGGUGCUGCCCUUUAGGGGGUUCAUCCCCGUGGGUAGGCGUGACAGUCUAGCUCACGUUCACCUCCUGCACCGUGAGAACCAGGCACUGACGGAGGUGACGGGCGUGGGGACGCUGGUGCUGCCGGCGGUGCGCGCGUCCCACGCCGGCGCGUACGUUUGCGUGGCGUCCAGCGCGGCCGGGGCGGCCGAGGCGAGGAUAGAGCUGGCCGUGCGGCCCGGUGGGGCGGUGCCGCUGCUGCCCCCCCCCGGCCCCCCACCCACGACGUCGCCCGGGCGCCGCCUCCCCGUGGUGCAGAUCGACCCCCCCUCCGCGACGGUGCCGCUGGGGGGCUCGGUGGCGCUGCGCUGCGCGGCGCACGGGGGCACGGAGGCACGCGUGUCGUGGGAGAGGGCGCACGGCCAGCUAGCCAGCAACCAGCGGGUGUCUGGCAGCGUGCUGCACAUCGUGGGGGCCUCCGCGGAGGACGCGGGCGACUUCACUUGCACGGCGCUCGACCCCCACGGGCGGCCCCUCGCCUCCUCCACCGUCGCCGUCGCCGUGUCACACACCGGCGGGCCCGGCUCCUCCGUGGAGCAGUCCAGACGCGAGGAGAUCCCGCGGGUGAAGGUGCAGCCUUCGAGCCGCGUCACGGUGCAGCACAACGACAACGUGCAGUUCUCCUGCCAGGUGCAGGGCGGAGCGCAGCCAAUCAGCGUCGAGUGGAGAACGACCAACGAGCAGCCCUUCCCGGAGAACGUGCAGGUGAGCGGCUCGGAGCUGCGUGUGGUGCGGGCCCAGCACGCCAACCAGGGCACCUUCCUGUGCCACGCGGCCAACGCCUACGGCGUCACCAGCAGCACCGCCACCCUCGUCGUGCAGGGUCCCCCGAGCAUCGCCAUCACCCCCAAGGGUGGUCCGGUGCGCGUGCGCCUGGGCGCCUCGCUCACCCUGGAGUGCUCCGGCAUGGGCCACCCGCGGCCCUCCGUGCACUGGAGGGUCGCCGACCUGCGCCCACACGGCCUGCCCCACGCGCCGCCCACGGAGGGCAGCGCCCUGCUGCAGCUGACGUCAGUGCGUGCACGCGACGCGGGGACUUACGCCUGCGUCGCACGCAACGACAUCGGCUCCACGGAGCAGCACGUGGAGGUGGUGGUGGAGGGCCCGGGCGGGGAGGGCCCACCGCUCAUCUCCUUGCCGGAGCCCUCGCUCGUCGUCAUCGCCGGCGGCACCGCCACGCUGCGCUGCACAGUCACCGGCUCCGGCUCUCCCGUCAUCACGUGGUCCAAGCUGCGCUCGCCGUUGCCGUGGCAACACAGCGUGGAGGGCGGCGUGCUGACGAUCCCCCACGUGGGGCAGCAGGACAGCGGCGCGUACAUCUGCAACGCGACGAGUCGGCAUGGCAACGCCGAGGCCUACGUCUCGCUGGAGGUGGAGGUGCCCCCCUACGCGACGUGCUUCCCCGCGCGCGUGGAGGUGCGGGAGGGCGAGCGGCUGCGCGUGCAGUGCGUGGCGCACGGCACGCCGCCCCUGCGGCUGGAGUGGUCCCGCGACGGCGGCCCGCUGGCCCCGCACGCGCGCGCGGGCCGCGACGGCGUGCUGCUCGUGGAGCGGGCCGGCCCCGGCGACGCCGGCGUGUACCGCGUGCGCGUCACGAACCGUGCCGGCGCCGGGGAGGCCUCCGCCACCGUGGUCGUCCGCGGCGCCUCGCCCGUCGUCCCGGCGGCCCCGGCGGCCCCGGCGGUGAAGGUGACGCCGAGCGAGGCCGUCAAGGCCCCCGGUUCCGUGGCGGAGUUCUCGUGCCGCGCCGCCGGAGAGCCCGGCCCCGCCGUGGAGUGGACGCGGCGGGGCGGCGCCGCCCUGCCGGCCCGGCACACCGUGUCGCACGGCACGCUCCGGCUGGAGGACCUGCGCAAGGAGGACGAGGGGGAGUACGUGUGCCGAGCCCGGAACGCAGGCGGGGAGGGGCACGACUCCGCACGACUCUCCGUGCACGGGGGAUCUUCGUCCGCGGCGCUGCCGGUGGUGAGCAUCUCGGUGCGCACCGCGGCGCAGACCGUGGCGGUGGGCGCCCGCGUGGAGUUCGACUGCCAUGCGCCCGGCGAGCCGCUGCCCGCGGUGCGCUGGGACCGCGUGGACGCGGCGCUGCCCCCGCACGCCGUGCUCGCCGGGGGGCUGCUCGUGCUGGAGACGGCGCGACCCUCGGACGCCGGCAUCUACCGCUGCACGGCCACCAACGCCGCCGGCUCCGUGGAGUCGCGCGUGCAGCUCUACGUGCAGGUGGAGCCCCAGAUCUCGGUGAUGCCGAGAUCACGUGUGAUAGCGCCGGGAGGGACGGCGUCGUUCACGUGCCACGCGGCCGGACUGCCAGCGCCACAACUCUCCUGGAACAAGGUGGACGGGCCGCCCCCGAGCGACUUCUCGGUGGAGCGCGGCGUGCUGACGAUCCGCCACGUGGGGCGCGACGACGGCGGCACCUACGCCUGCCGCGGGGACAACGGCCGCGGCGCCACCGUGGCGCAGGCCGUGCUCGUCGUGCGCGAGGUUCUCCGUCCGUACUUCCCCCCGGGAGCCGGAGCCUACGUGAGUCUCCCCGCCAUGAAGGGCGCCUACAAGCGCUUCGAGGCCAGGGUCACGUUCCGGCCAGACACAGCCGAUGCUUUGAUUUUCUUCCACGGUUUGGUGCUCUACAAUGGGCAGAAGCAGGGCAGCGGUGUGGACUUCCUCUCGUUCGGCCUGGUCGGGGGGCGGCCCGAGUUCAGGUUUGACGUGGGCUCAGGCAUGGCGGUGAUCCGCUACCCGAUGCCUCUGGAGCUGGGCGAGUACCACACGGUGACGCUGAGGCGCAACCUCACCGAGGGGUCGCUCACCGUCAACAACGAGGCGCCCGUCGUCGGAUCAUCGCAGGGCAAGUUCCAGGGCUUGGAUCUGAACGAGGAGAUGUACGUCGGCGGCGUCCCCAGCUUCAGCCGCGUCACGCGCAUCACCGGAAUCAAGACCGGAUUCACCGGCUGCGUGCGUGAGAUGGAGCUCCAGGGCGAGCAGGUGAACUUCCUGACGCAGCCGAUCAAGUCGGUGGCCGUGCGGGACUGCCCCACCUGCCAGGACGGCCCGUGCCAGAACGAGGGCGUGUGCCACCCGUCGGAGGAGGGAGGCUACGAGUGUGAGUGCCCGCCGGGCUACACGGGCACCAACUGCGAGCUACCGGUGGCCUCGUCGUGCCACCCAGGCUCGUGCUCCGACGACGCGACGUGCGUGAGCAGCGAGGAGGGGCCCGGCUUCACCUGCCGCUGCCACCUGGGCAAGUCUGGGGAGACCUGCAUGCAAGGGGAGCUGAUCACGGUGCCGUCGUUCUCGGGCGCGUCGUUCGUGUCGCUGCCGCCGCUGAGCAACGUGCAGAAGCAGCUGACGCUCUCGCUGGAGUUCCGCCCGCUGCAGCUCGACGGGCUGCUGCUCUACAGCGGAGCGCGGCGCGGCAUCCACGACGACUUCGUGUCCGUGGCGCUCGCGAACGGACACGCCGAGCUGCGCUACCACCUGGGUUCCGGCACGGCGGUGCUGCGCAGCCCCGAGCGGGUGCAGGUGGGCCGCUGGCACCGGCUCGCGGCGGAGCGCGUGGAGCGCGAGGGCUGGCUCCGGCUGGACGAGGGCCGCCAGGUGAGCGCUCGCUCCCCCGGGCGCUCCCAGGGGCUCAACCUGCGCUCGCCCCUCUACCUGGGCGGGGUGCCGUCUGGCGGGACGCUGCACGCGCACGCAAACGUCUCCGGCGGCCUGCACGGGUGCAUCGCGGAGGUGCUGGUGAACGGGAAGCGCCUGGACGUGAGCUACUCGUUUGUGGCGUCGCGCGCCGUCGAGCCGUGCCGCGGCGGCGGCGCCGCCAGCGCGUGCGACCACCGCAACCCGUGCCGCCACGGGGGCUCGUGCGUGCCGCUCGGGGAGUACGAGGUGCAGUGCGUCUGCACCGACGGAUACCAGGGCGAGCGCUGUGAGGAGCGGCGGAGCGGCUGCUCCCGCGCCGUGGGCUGCAUGAACGGCGGCACGUGCGUGGGCACGCGCUGCGUGUGCCCCAUGGGUUACCACGGCGAUGACUGUCACCACGCGUCGGUGAUCCAACAUGCGGCCAGCUUCGCGGGCGACGGGUACAUCGCCCUGCCGGAGAAGAUGUUUGUGAGGAGCAUGCACAAACACCCGGAGACCAUGCAGCUGGAGGUGAAGACGCUCUCCCCGGAGGGGCUGCUCGUCUGGCAGGGAGUGGCAGCAAACGAGGUCGGGGAACGCACGCGGCUCGCCAAGCGCGAGGAGGCAGGAGAGAACGGCAAGGGGAAGGACUUUGUGAGUCUUGGCCUCAGGGACGGACGCCUGGUGUUCAGCUACCAGCUGGGCAGCGGAGAGGCGAGCAUCACGUCACGAACGAAGAUCAACGAUGGGCGGUGGCACAACGUGACGGCCGUGAGGGAGGGCCGUCUGGGCUGGCUGCGCGUCGACCACGGCGCCCCCGUGCGGGGGCAGUCGGGCGGCACGAUGCUCAAGGCCGACGUCAAGGGCAGCGUCUUCCUGGGAGGUGCCCCGGACACGGAGACCCUCACGGGGGGCCACUUCUCGUCAGGGCUCCGCGGCUGCAUGAGGAACGUCGUCCUCGCCAACGAGGCCGUGGCGGGGGGGGGCGCCCCCCCACACCGCGGCCCCCGACCCCCCAUCGACCUGGCCGUGCACGCGGAGGGAGGCCUCAACGCGGUGGCGUGCGACGACGAAUGAGCGCCCGCCCGCCCGCCCGCCCUGGCAACCCUCCACCGCCACACCGGGGCACACCCCGGCCACAACUUCCCACGCACGCACGCGCAGUCGGCAAUGCCCUACCCACACACUCACGCGGCCGACCACGCACGCCGCCGUCGCACCGAGCGACACUCCCAGAGUCACCGACGUACACCGGGCACGCGAGCGUCACCCCAACCGGCCGCGGCCAACGCAUUUGGGGUCUACUCCAGGCAAGGGAGCGGCCACGCACGCAAGCACGGUCCGGUUGAAGCCUCCCGCGCUGGGGCAAGUGCUGUUAGCGAGCGCCUGUGAAGGCCGGCACGUCGCAUGCAUGGGGGUGGGUGGCCAGCACCACGCCCGGCCGCCUUUGUCUGCCCAGUGCCGAUGUUUUUACGCACCGCACCAGCGACUCAUUUCAGGCUGAGGCCUACCUAGGGCAGGCCCAGGGACCGGUUUAAACAUUCGCCACCAUCAAUUGGUCGUGAGCCGAGAUCGAAGUGGCCGUGUUUGUGACCCAGCGCGAUAACCAGCUACACUUCCGCAGAACAAACACACGCGGACACCCAGUGUCACGGUCACACCGUGACACACG
Molecule: messenger RNA, 12598 nt
Organism: Petromyzon marinus (sea lamprey)
Lineage: Eukaryota; Metazoa; Chordata; Hyperoartia; Petromyzontiformes; Petromyzontidae
Source: RefSeq, a predicted model, not a curated record